UUUAAAGCAAUGGUGGUUUGCUGGAUUCUUGGACUGGGGUGCCUUGUCUCUUGGAACAGUUUGCUGACUAUAGGAGAUUACUACUAUAACUUGUUUCCGCGAUACCACCCUUCAAGGGUACUUACCCUUGUUUAUCAACCAUUUGCAUUUGCAACAACAGCAGUACUAACUUACAAAGAGGCAAAGAUCAAUACUAGAUGGUGGAACUUAAUAGGAUACACUCUCUUCUUUGCAAGUACAUUGUCACUCCUAGUUUUGGACUUAGCCACAUCUGGGAAAGGAGGAGUUGGCCCUUAUAUUGGAAUAUGUGUAAUUGUUUGUUUUAUUGGAGUUGCAUCUGCCAAUGUUCAAGGUGGAAUGGUGGGUGAAUUAUCUUUCAUGCUCCCUGAACUCGUCCAGUCCUUUCUUGCUGGUUGGGCUGCAGCAGGGACUCUAACUUCUGUUUUGAGGCUACUCACAAAAGCAGCAUUUGAGAAAUCUGAUAAUGGUCUUCGCAAAGGGGCUUUGUUAUUCCUAGCAAUCUCAACGUUCAUCACGUUUCUCUGUUUUAUUCUCUAUGCCUCAUACUUCCCUAGCUUGCCAAUAGUGGUGUACUACCGCUCAAGGGUAGCUUCAGAAGGAUCAAAAACAGUAUCAUCCGACCUUGCUGCUGCUGGAAUCCAAGUGGAAGCAAACCAAGAAGUUGAAGGGAAUGCCACACCCCAACAACGAUUGAGCAUUAAACAACUUUUCUUUCAGAACAUUGAUUAUGCAUUGGACCUGUUCCUGAUCUAUGCAAUGACAUUGUCAAUUUUCCCUGGAUUCAUAUUUGAAAAUACAGGAGCACACCAAUUGGGCUCAUGGUACCCACUUGUUCUGAUCACCAUGUUCAAUGUCUGGGAUUUCUUAGCAAGAUACAUUCCACUUGUGCAAUGCCUGAAGAUAGAAUCUAGAAAGGGUCUUAUGAUUGCAGUUCUUUCUCGCUUCUUACUCAUCCCAGCAUACUACUUCACAGCAAAAUAUGGUGACCAAGGAUGGAUGAUCAUUCUCACAUCCUUCCUGGGAAUAUCCAAUGGUUACCUCACUGUCUGCGUCCUCACAAUAGCACCUAAAGGUUACAAGGGACCUGAGCAAAAUGCCUUGGGUAAUAUGCUCGUGUUGUGUCUUUUAAACGGUAUAUUUGCAGGUGUUUCUCUUGAUUGGUUGUGGCUAAUAGGUCAUGGCCACUUUUAA
Molecule: messenger RNA, 1212 nt
Organism: Quercus lobata
Lineage: Eukaryota; Viridiplantae; Streptophyta; Magnoliopsida; Fagales; Fagaceae
Product: equilibrative nucleotide transporter 3-like
Exons: 8
Coding region: 10-1212 (400 amino acids)
Biological process (GO): nucleoside transmembrane transport
Cellular component (GO): plasma membrane
Molecular function (GO): nucleoside transmembrane transporter activity
Source: RefSeq, a predicted model, not a curated record